Medicago truncatula (barrel medic) is the source of this 1072-nucleotide messenger RNA. Its product is annotated as glycolipid transfer protein 1. Gene Ontology annotation, biological process: ceramide transport; intermembrane lipid transfer. Bases 189 to 797 code for a protein of 202 amino acids. Gene Ontology annotation, cellular component: membrane; cytoplasm; cytosol. The record is from RefSeq and is a predicted model, not a curated record. Gene Ontology annotation, molecular function: ceramide 1-phosphate transfer activity; ceramide 1-phosphate binding. Lineage: Eukaryota; Viridiplantae; Streptophyta; Magnoliopsida; Fabales; Fabaceae. The transcript is spliced from 7 exons.
AGUGCCGUCGUGGGAAUCACUCACUUUGCAGAUCUGAAAACGUACGUACGUGAAUAAAACAAUCAACCAAAAAAACGAAAUUACGUUAUUUAAGUUAAAAUACUGAUUUGCGCCUGCGAUUGUUGUUGUCAGUCACAGAUCAUCGCUGUUCUUCAUUCUUCAACUUUGUUUCACAUCAAAACACAAAAAUGGAAGGGACUGUUUUCGCUGCUACAUUGGAAGGAAUAAAGCAUGUAAAGUCUGAACAGGGAGAAAUUCUGUCACAGCCUUUCUUGGAUGUGUGCAAGCAUAUACUUCCUGUUAUAGAUAAGUUUGGAGCUGCUAUGACCCUUGUCAAAUCUGACAUAGGUGGUAAUAUAUCGAGAUUGGAAUCCAAAUAUUUAUCUAAUCCAACCAAAUUCAACUGCCUGUAUAGUUUGGUACAAAUAGAAGUUGAAACUAAAACUGCCAAGGCAUCAUCCAGUUGUACCAAUGGACUUCUCUGGCUUACAAGAGCAAUGGAUUUCUUGGUGGCACUGUUCCGAAACUUAAUUGAGCAUGCGGAUUGGUCAAUGUCACAAGCCUGUACUGAUUCCUAUAACAAGACUCUAAAGAAGUGGCAUGGCUGGCUUGCUAGUUCAAGUUUCACUGUAGCGAUGAAGCUUGCUCCUGAUAGGAAGAAAUUCAUGGAGGUGAUACAGGGAGGUGGUGAUAUCAAUGCUGACAUUGAGCAAUUUUGUACUAGCUUUUCUCCUUUCCUUGAAGAGAAUCACAAGUUUCUGGCUCGAUUUGGAUUGGAUGAUAUGAAGGCUUCAUGAAGGAUGGAUUCAUGGACAGAAGUCUAUUGAGGAAUGGCUCUUGCAUUCUCACUCUCUGUUUUGUUUGAGUCCUUAAACUCUGUGUUUCUCUAUUGGCAUCCAAAAUAAUGGACAUGAUAACAAAAUUAAUGACCUAUAGUCAUUUACCUUACAAAUGACUUGUUUUUUGUUUGGUGAAUGGAAUGUUGGGAUAAACGCAAUUUGGUUUGGCAAGAAACAAACUUAUUGAACUAUAUUCGCAUGCGGUUAAUAUAAAUAUUGAUUAUCUAUACAAA